Molecule: messenger RNA, 1664 nt
Organism: Hyaloscypha bicolor E
Lineage: Eukaryota; Fungi; Ascomycota; Leotiomycetes; Helotiales; Hyaloscyphaceae
Exons: 1
Coding region: 197-1495 (432 amino acids)
Source: RefSeq, a predicted model, not a curated record
CUGCAAAGACUAUCACUCCAUAUAUCAGUAUUCAGCGAGCUUGCAGAUAGGUUUGAUAUCAUCAACGAGGUUCAACAAGGAGUUACAGAGGAAUCAAGACGAUCUGGUCAUAUUGAUGUCACUUACCAAGAAUGGGUUGUAGCGGAGGCGGAUAAAGUAAUAUCUGACCCGACAGUGACAAUAACAUCAGCGAGUGAUGGGACUAUUCUUGCAAAUUACUGCAAAACGUUGCCGCGGUCGGACAUAUUCCAAAAGUAUGGAACAGCCUUGGACUUUCAAUGACAGACCGCUGAUGAGACACAGGGUCCUGCCCGCCGUGGAGAGAAAUAUCAGAUUUACCCCCAUGACUCUAGCAUUCCAACUGGCCAUCUUUACUGCUGGAACCGAGUCACCUCUCCUCCUAGAAACAGCUCGCACUGUGUUCGCUCACGUUAUAUCACAAAUUUUGAAUGGAUUUAGCCUUCUUGCUCUAGGUGGCUCAGCCCUUCUGAGUCCACCUUCCUUAGGAGUUGCUGAGUAUUCUCGCCCUAUUCGUCCGCCACUUCUAGCCUUUGAUGCCGAUCGAAGCCGCGAGAUUGCGCUCUUGCUCUGCGACUGUGACAUGUUGCAGCUUUCCACCGAACUCAAUUUCCUACUCUCGAGUUUAGCAGAAGAGGCAAGGACAAUUACAGUUGACUGGUUCGAAAUCACGUUCCUACCUUUCUUGAAAACUCUGGGUUCCAUCAUUCAAGAACUCAAUUUGCCGACACAGCAUUCGCCCUUUCAGAGCCUUUUUCAACAGGUAUUGAGCACGUAUGUCGAGCGAUAUGUGCGACCAGAGCCACAACCUUCGAAAGACUGGUCACGACCGAUAGUACUCUGCGAUUGUCAGGAUUGCCCCUCACUCAACUUAUUCUUGGCCAACCCGAAACAGCAAGUUGCCAACUUCAGGGUAGCUGGAAAACGGAGGGAUCACAUCUAUUCAAAGGUUUCCGACACUGGGAUCGACCAGCGUACAGACAGAACGAGCUCGGUCCCCUACACGCUUGUCCUUACCAAGAAUACAAAAUGCUUCGAGAUAGCGCAUAAGGCCUGGGAGGAACGUUGUAUCGGUGCCGGGGAUUACCUACAGAUCAUGGAUUCGGAAGUUGGUCUCAAACCCUUCCUCGCUGAUCUUUAUACCCCUAUUGUCUCCCUCUCAAUGGUAUCAAGCAGCGCUGCUCGCGAUUACAGACAAUUGUUGCCUCCACCUUUGGCUUCAGGAGGCAGUCAUAUGCAAGGACUGAAUGUCCCACAACCGCUAGCUCUAGUUGCGAACAACAUCCAAGGAGCAAGACAACUGCUGGCUUUGCCAUCGAUCUCGGCAGAAUGGUGGAGGUCAAUGGCUCAGUCAGGCUCGCACAGCACUACUGGAGGUCAUCAGAAGCACCUGCAAGGUACUAAAAGGAAGGCUUCAGAGGUUCUAGAACAUGAUCCCAAGAGGCCAGCCUCUGAAGUUAUUGUAAUCGAUGAGUGAGUUAAUGGAGAAGAAUUUUUUGGGUUUCUGUUCAGACUUCCAUAAUUUUGCGGGAGCUCAAAGAAUAUAAUUACAAGCAAUACUUGAGUAUCAAUUCACGUAGGAUUAGACAAAAAGGUACUUUGAAGUUGAAUCACAAUCUCGCGUGAAGUCGUGUUCAGGGUUUCAG